Molecule: messenger RNA, 687 nt
Organism: Tripterygium wilfordii
Lineage: Eukaryota; Viridiplantae; Streptophyta; Magnoliopsida; Celastrales; Celastraceae
Product: early nodulin-like protein 1
Exons: 2
Coding region: 49-603 (184 amino acids)
Cellular component (GO): plasma membrane
Molecular function (GO): electron transfer activity
Source: RefSeq, a predicted model, not a curated record
UUGAGCCCUCACUCAUAUCAAUCCCUCUCGCUCUUUUAAAAUCUCUUCAUGGCUUCACACACAGCUUUAUUAUUACCUUCUCUGCUGCUCAUAUUUCUCUUCAAUAUUAUUACACUCACUGAAGGCAGAGACAUCUUGAUUGGUGGCAAAAGCAAUGGAUGGAAAAUCCCAUCUUCAGAGUCUGAUUCUCUCAACAAAUGGGCUCAAGCCUCCCGUUUUCAAAUUGGAGACUCACUUGUUUGGAACUAUGAUCAAAGCAAGGACUCUGUGCUUCAAGUUAGCAAGAAAGACUACGAAACCUGCAACACAUCAAACCCACUUGCUGCAUUCAAAGACGGAAAUACCAAAGUGAAAUUGGAGAGAUCAGGGGCUUACUAUUUUAUCAGUGGAGCAGAGGGUCACUGUGAAGAGGGCCAGAAAUUAAUCAUUGUUGUUUUAUCAUCUAGGCCUGGAAGGUUCAUUGCUAUGUCUCCAGCGCCUUCUCCUGUGGAGUUUGAAGGCCCAGCUGCUGCUGCUGUAGCUCCAACCAGCGAUUCUGCUACUUUAAGGGGUGGUUUGGUUGUGAUUUACUUGUUGGGUUUUGUGGCCAUUCUUUUGUUCUAGAUGAUGUGACACGAGAUUGGUUUUUUGUAGUUCAUUAAAUUUUGUAAUAAUUUCAUUCAUUUUUUAAGAAUCUCCCUUGCAUCA